AACCCUGCGGUGACAAGCGGCCCGUACUCGCCACUCGUGCGCAUUAGGUCAAUAUAGCAACCGUGGUGAUGGAACCUUGCUAUUGUUAUUGUUUUCACUACAAACACCAUCUAUUUGUGAUAUCUAACGUAAAUUGGAUUUAAUUAGACAGGACACAAAGUUCUUAGUGAGUUCUUAGUCGUCAGGAUUUGGAUUCCAUAGUGUUUCAUGUCGUCAGUGGAAAUUGUGAGUUUUUUACGCUCACCGCUUGAAGGAUCCCGCAAAGCAGAGAUGCGGACAAAAAGUGGUACCUUCAGAAUGAACGCAGGCCCGGAAAAUGGAGGUUUAUUCAAAAAACAACAAAAGGGAGAAGGAACUAUGACUGGCGAUAUUGUUUCUGCUGGGGCUCAUGGCGUGUUUAGACAGAAAUCAUUUGGGGCAUGCGAUCGUCAGAUAACCGCAUUGUCGUCAUAUGCGCGAGCUGCCCGCUUGUCGAUCGGAAAUUUAUUCACUCGCAAAAUGGCGACUGUUACAGCAAACAACUUGUGUCCAUGGCCAAAUAGUCAAGAUGAUUAUGAAUUACGUGAUGUUAUUGGUGUCGGGGCCACUGCUGUCGUUCACGCAGCUUAUUGUGCCCCACGUAGUGAGAAAUGUGCCAUAAAACGUAUAAACUUGGAGAAAUGGAAUACAUCAAUGGACGAAUUAUUGAAAGAAAUACAGGCUAUGUCAAGCUGCAAUCAUGAGAAUGUGGUGACAUACUAUACUAGUUUUGUAGUGCACGAUGAACUGUGGUUGGUUCUGAGGCUCCUUGAAGGAGGCAGUUUGCUUGAUGUGAUAAAACAUAAAAUGAAAGUUGCCAAUUGCAAGCAUGGAGUAUUUGACGAAGCAACUAUUGCUACAGUUCUCAAGGAGGUCCUCAGAGGUUUAGAAUAUUUUCAUAGUAAUGGACAAAUUCACAGGGAUAUAAAGGCUGGAAAUAUAUUGUUAGGAGAAGACGGGACAGUACAAAUAGCUGACUUUGGAGUAUCUGCGUGGCUGGCCACGGGCAGAGAUAUGUCAAGGCAGAAAGUACGACACACUUUUGUGGGCACUCCAUGUUGGAUGGCACCAGAAGUUAUGGAACAAGACCACGGAUACGAUUUUAAAGCCGACAUCUGGUCGUUUGGCAUAACUGCGAUAGAAAUGGCGACUGGCACCGCGCCCUACCACAAGUACCCUCCAAUGAAGGUUCUGAUGCUGACACUGCAGAAUGAUCCGCCCAACUUGGACACUGGUGCCGAUGAAAAGGAGCAAUAUAAAGCUUACGGAAAAACUUUUAGGAAAAUGAUAAUAGAUUGUUUGCAAAAAGACCCUUCGAAAAGGCCAUCGGCUACAGAGUUACUAAAACAUCCAUUCUUUAAGAAGGCGAAGGACAGAAAGUAUUUGACACAAACUCUAGUCGCUAUCGGCCCUAGUAUGGAAACUAGGGUGCAUAAGGCAAGUAAACGUUCAACGGGUGCCUCAGGCAGAUUACAUCGUACCGUCACCGGUGAAUGGGUGUGGAGUGAAGAAGAAGAAGAGCAGCAACAACAGCCCGUCGAGGCUCCGGACUCUGAUGAGGAACCGUUCUACACUGAUGAUGAACGGCCAAUGAACCAGCUGCAGAAAGCUGACUCCAGUGGCAGUGAGAACGAGGGAGAGGAGCCGUCCAAGCAGCCGACGCAGAAACAGCAGGAAAGCGCCAAGAAUCUCUUCGGGUUAAGAUCUGUUGACGGAGAGCCGCCUGUCAUUAACUUAGUAUUACGAUUACGAAAUUCCCGUCGCGAGCUAAACGACAUUCGUUUCGAGUACAUAGUGGGCAAGGAUACCGCGGAAGGCAUUGCUAUGGAGCUGGUGGGAGCGGGUCUGGUAGACCCUCACGACUCGGUGCCCAUUUCUGUGAACCUGGCUAAACUGCUCGAUGCCCAGGUCUCCCCUGGACCCUCGCCUCCUAAAGCGGUUACAUUCCAUUUGAACUCGGCUGGUCCCAACGAACAGUUCGACGACAAAGCACUGAUAGGAUUCGCGCAAAUAUCAAUCGUUGAGUGAACAAACCUCGGUUGAUACGUAUCUUAGGGCAAUGUGAUUGGUGGCCGGCGUUAGCUAAAUGUACUUGUAAAAUUGUUAUGGUGCUAAAAUGAAAAGGCUUCAUAAAAUGACGGUAAUUUCCAACUGUAUUCUUUAUUUGAAUUGGCCAUAUAUUUUUCCAUCGAGCCAAAGAAUUUUUAGUCUUAAAACUUAAUUAAACCUUUCGGUGAGUAGUUGGUAAGAUAUUUGUUGUUUUGUUACUACGUAUGCCUUUGCAUAUUGGUAGAGUAUAAAAUUGUUUUAUUGAUUUAUAAUUUUUACUGUAUGAAUGAGUCGUCGUUUUAGCCACGGAUGUCCGGUAACUAGGUAUUGUUAGCGCUAGUAACUUUACUAUACAUAUCUUCACGUGUUCCUUGCAUCAUAGACUUUAAAGCAUCAUUCAGUAUUUGAUAUUCUACUGGUUAGAUUCAUAAGUCCUUUAUAACAAGUAUAUAACAAUAUCAUGAACGGUCCGGCCUAACCGGCUUUACAAUAGUCUCUAAAGCAUCAUUAUUUUCAAAAGAUAUGAUUUAUACUUAUAUUAGUGGAUAAUGUACAAAGAUUAAUCAUUGAAAUACUAUACGUAAUUUUGUUACUACUGAAUAUUUUUGUUUUUGUAAGUGAUUGUAAGUGUAGAAGUUUCUGUGAGGCAGUGUGGAGCUCUCCUUGUGCCUUGCUGUAGACACGUCGAUGUCCUGUCGACUGAAUCCAGGUUAAACCUCAUUUCAUGCAAAUAGGCGAAAUUCAUGUAGUACUCUUGCCACGUCUGAUGUCAAUUCUGAAUAAAAACAGUUUUUAAUGUAGUUAUUUCCACUGUUAGCCAUAUGCCAAGAGCAAUUUAGAUUAAGAUAGGAUACAAGAAAACCAUUUAACCUAUAUACUCUUGUAUUCUUAUGUAUCGAGAUCUGAAUAUUAAAUCAUAAUGCUUAUGUUAGUGUUGAAGUGGUCUAUGAAAGUUUUUCUUUACAUUCCUUCUUAUUAUUGCUACUUAAUACAUUUUAGAAAAGCUUAUUGUCUAAAACAUAUCUACUGAUUUAUUUAAUUACGGUGUGUAAUGAAUCAAAUUGUUUUAUGUUCUCAUAUGUAUUUGACUAGGUACUGAUUGAAACGAGAAAAAAUAUAAAGCCUACAGUUAUCGGCACGGAUAUCGAACCAUGACCUUCACCUGCGCAGAAGCGAUUUACUGCCUUAUUGCCUUAUGCGUACGGGUGCGCAAAGCGAUCCCCACUCUUCCGCCGAGAGCCCAAUAUCCGUGCCGGUAACAUUACUUUUUUUGCUGCUGUAUAAAAAUAUGACUGAAUCAUUUUCAAUUAGAUGAUAGUUGUGACUUGUCUUCUGAGUGCGGUUUCAGACUAGCAUAUUUUUACGUGCGUGUCCGUCCGGCUACAUCACACGUUUCAAAAAAUCUAGCUCGUACACAAUCUUAUUUACACCUUUUCGCUCUUACCGAGUACCUAGUUGUCAGUUGAAUAGCACAUCAAUGAUUAUAAAAGCUACGCGUUCGGGAAAACUUUCUCGUAUGCGCUUGCAAAACCGAGCGUAUAAUCUGCUAGUCUGAAACCGCACGUAUAAUCGUAUUAUCUAGAUAAUAUUUAUUUUUUUCACUUUAUGAAAUUGAGUCUGUUCUUUUAUGCAGUAUUUAAUUUGAUAACUAUGAAUUAGUAUUUGUCUGUCAAGUUUACAAUGUGUUAUAUCAAUUGUAUUAGACGCAUUUUAUUUCCUUAGUGCACCAGUGAUAUGCAGUAUUAAAUGCACCAUGUAAACAUUGCUUUGUAAUGUAACAGAAACAACCACCUAUAAAGAUACUUUUGAAAGCUAGCUGCCGCGACUUCUUUUUACAUAUAAAACAAUUGACAGCUGUUUAGAGUGCCGAAUUCUUUAUAUAAAACCUUAAAGCCUGCUUUUCACUGUGGGAUAUCAAAUAAUAUUUAUAUUACAUCCUGAGAUAUAAAAUUGUUUCGCUCGUCGUACGUUUUACCCUGUGCUAUGUACAAAAUGUAUGACGAGCGAUAAAAUAUUAUACCUCAGUUAAAUACAUAUUAAUAUCUCAUAGUGAAAUGCUGGCUUAAAGGUGUGUUUUGAAUGCUAGCUGCCGACUGCAACUGCCAACCGCAAAUGUCGUAAUCUGCCGCAGCUGCACUACUGGUUUGUGUGUAUUUAUAUGAAACCGUUUUGGAUCGAAGCGGCAGCAGCACGUGCAGUCGCCCUCAGAUAUCGACUGAUUUCAUGCAGUCACAGUUGUUUUAUAUAAAGAAAUCGGCAUUCGAAAAGCUUGUCUAAGUUUGAAUGAACUUUUUUAUGAUUUAUAACUAAAAUUAUUGUAACAAUAAUUGACCCUACAUAUUACAGGGUAAAACGUUUCGUCGUAUAAUGCCUGAUUCCCAAAAUGGCACCCGAUUCUCCAACCUAGCAAACAAUCCAUUCCUCUAAUAUACCUCUAACCUAGAAACUUUGAUUUUUCAUGUCAUUUAACUCGUGGGAUAAGUUGGUAAAAGUUGGCCAUUUGAAUUAGUCCUUUCAAAAAUUAGGUUUUUUACUAAUAAGUCCUUUUGAGAAUUAGCCAUUUCGCGAAUCAGCCUUUUUUGCAACUGUCUGCCAUUUUGCCAAUUAGGCAUUAUACGACUAAACGGGUAAAACGAUUUUAAAUGCUUGUUUCUAUAUUUUCUGUUUAUUUAUUUCUUAAUGAACAAAAAUGUUGCAUUUAUGUUUCUGGUAUAAAAGCAUUUAAACUUCCGAAUUAUUAUAUUACUUCAAAGAAUGUUUGAUGAAUAAACGAGAUUUUAUGCAACUAUAA
Molecule: messenger RNA, 4858 nt
Organism: Helicoverpa armigera (cotton bollworm)
Lineage: Eukaryota; Metazoa; Arthropoda; Insecta; Lepidoptera; Noctuidae
Product: serine/threonine-protein kinase OSR1
Exons: 14
Coding region: 208-2046 (612 amino acids)
Biological process (GO): protein phosphorylation
Cellular component (GO): cytoplasm
Molecular function (GO): ATP binding; protein serine/threonine kinase activity
Source: RefSeq, a predicted model, not a curated record